UGCACAAAGAUAACUCUGAUCCUUUCCUUUGUCGGUUUACAGAGAGGAUACUGAUAUAUUGAGAGCGAUUGGAGCCCUAACUGUUUCUGACACGAAUCACAUACGUAUAUUUUAGAUAUUCAUGAUUCAUCGUCGUCGUCAUCAUCAUCAUUAGGAGGCGCAAUUUCGUCACCACUUCAUCUGCUUUUGAUCUUGAUAUAGACAUGGCAACUGUAAUGGAAGAAUCAGGAACAGACUCAGCGUCAACAAGAAGCAGCCUGUCAGUUUCCGAGAGGGAGAGAAACAGUUUGACCCUCCAUGAUGGGCCUCCGGUAGACGACUGCUGCCCUAUUUGUUUCGGCUCCUUCUCCGCUCCAUGCCGAGGCCCUUGUGGCCACUGGUACUGCGGCGGUUGUAUCAUGGAGUACUGGAACCAUGUUGCAGCAUUUCGGCCUUGCAAGUGCCCUAUGUGCUCUGGUCCUAUUACAAGAUUGACGCCUGAAGCAACAUUAUUCCAGCAGCAGGAUCCAGGGGUACGUGAGGUUCUCAAGAAUGUUAGGCAGUACAAUUGCCUUUUUGCUGGAGGUGCUUGCGGUUUCAUUCUGCAAGUACUUCAGCUCCCCUUAUUUGUCAAGAGAAUGCUUCAAGCGAUGAUGGAUCCUGAUAGACCGGUUGCUUACCUUAGCAGAUUGCGUUUAGUUGCAGUGUUUCUUGGUGCUCUCUAUACACUUAGUCCUUUUGACUUUCUUCCAAGAUGGCGGUACCUUGAUCCUAUAGACUUAUUCGACUGCUCUGCUAUUGUUUUGUCAUUCAGCUUGUACUUUGUUGGGCUCUAUUCACGAAGAAGACGCCUAAGAUAUUUAAGGGAACAGGCUCCCGUUCCACACUUUGACGUAGAUAUGUGACACUAUAUACUCCUACGUUCCUCUUCCUUCGAUCAUAUUCCAUAUUAUGAUUCGCGAUUAACCCACAAAUUACAUGGUGAAUGUGGUCUAGCGUCGUGUAAUUAGGCUUUGUAUGUAUGUAUAUAUAUACGUAUGCACAAAAGGUUUGUUUUCCUUUUUUUUUUGGUUCCUUCGAUUCUUCUAUAGAGAUGGUUGAAGGUGCAGUCGGUGGGCGUGAUUGUCUUUUUAUUUGAUUUUUUAGCGGCUACAAGUAUAGGGUAGAGGAUAAAUGAAAUCUAUAAACAUGGACCUUAAGAAUCAGCAGCAACUUGUGUAUCAUGCUCUA
Molecule: messenger RNA, 1209 nt
Organism: Cynara cardunculus var. scolymus (artichoke)
Lineage: Eukaryota; Viridiplantae; Streptophyta; Magnoliopsida; Asterales; Asteraceae
Product: E3 ubiquitin-protein ligase RNF170-like
Exons: 5
Coding region: 204-884 (226 amino acids)
Molecular function (GO): metal ion binding; ubiquitin protein ligase activity
Source: RefSeq, a predicted model, not a curated record